Blastomyces dermatitidis ER-3 is the source of this 4080-nucleotide messenger RNA. Its product is annotated as CMGC/SRPK protein kinase. Gene Ontology annotation, molecular function: ATP binding; protein kinase activity. Gene Ontology annotation, biological process: spliceosomal complex assembly; regulation of mRNA processing; protein phosphorylation. Lineage: Eukaryota; Fungi; Ascomycota; Eurotiomycetes; Onygenales; Ajellomycetaceae. The record is from RefSeq and is a predicted model, not a curated record. The coding region runs from base 748 to 2562 and encodes 604 amino acids. The transcript is spliced from 5 exons.
AAAGAAUCCAAUGCCUCAACCCUCACUCAAAAUUCCUUUCCACUCUCCUGGUUUUUAUGCCUCACUCAUAUUGAAGUGAUUAAAUAACAUUUUUUUUAUUCUAUUUUAUUCCUCGCCACCCCCCAUCUUCCCGCUGAGCUGUGGAUAAUAGAGCUGGCUGGAACGUGGUGGUUACCGGGCGUCAUUGGCUGUUUGUUCUGUCUCCUGCCAACCUCCCCCCGACCCCAAGUCAACCCCAAGCCAACCUCAUCGCUUCAUCUUCGCCGUCUUCCAUCAUCCGCAGCACCAACUCCCUCUUUCUCUCCCCUUUCGCCAGCUCGAUCAUCUGCAUAUCCUGACGCCGCGUUAUAAUCAUUUCAUUACUGCUCCUCUGGCCUGGCGCGAGUCCAGCUGUUGCCUUCGUUCCGUGGGCAUCUUCUCGGUGUUUUUCCCUCCCGUAGAGUGGCAUUUUGCCCGUUAGGCCGCCCUACAGACCCGCCGCCAGCCCACCACACACCUCUCGUCACUCACCUAUAGGCUAUCACCUAUCGCCGAUCACCAGCCACUCUGCUCUGGGCAAACGCUUCCAAAUAUUCCCCUCAUACUUCGCACACUUCUUUCUUAACCGCCACCGGUAGACACGGGAAAUAGCUGAGAUUCCUCGCACCGCGGCUCUCAACCUGGCUUCACCAGGCUUUCCCCCCCCCCCCAGAAUAGACGACGGCUGGAGGUGAUAUCAAGGACGCUGCAAUUAACAGGGCAAACCAGAUGGCCAGCGCAGCGGCCAACUUGAACAACACCGCCAACGGGAACGGCGGAAACAGCGGGAACGGCGGGAAUAACUCUCUCAAGAAGCGGAGGAAGGGCACUGACCUUUGGCCCAUUGUCACAAACGAGGCGGUUCCAUCUUCUGUGAUCGUUGAGCCCAUUUCUGGCCCCACCAUGCUCUCGCCGGCAUCUAAACAUCCAGGGGCUUCUAUCAAUACCCAUACACUUAAAACUAACUACGGCUCCCCCCUCUCCCUCUCCCCUUCCUCCUCCUCUACUGAAGACCCCGAAGAAGAAGACUUAAAGGACUACUGCGAGGGUGGCUAUCAUCCCGUCUAUCCCGGCGAAACCUAUAACGAAGGUCGCUACAUCGUCCUCCGCAAGCUAGGAUGGGGCCAUUUCUCGACCGUUUGGCUGUCGCGCGAUACUACAAAUGAGAGACACGUUGCCUUGAAAGUCGUGCGAUCGGCUAAACACUACUCCGAAACGGCUAAUGAUGAAAUCAAACUUCUUAAGAAAAUCGCAGAGGCUAACCCGAGCCACCCUGGGCGGAGGCACGUCGUUAGCCUUUUGGAUGACUUUGUACAUUAUGGACCCAAUGGCGACCAUGUUUGUAUGGUGUUUGAGGUGUUGGGCGAAAAUCUGCUCGGGUUGAUUAGGCGCUGGAAUCAUCGCGGCAUCCCCAUGCCCCUGGUCAAGCAGAUUACGAAGCAGGUCCUGCUAGGCUUGGAUUACCUGCAUCGCGAGUGUGGCAUUAUCCACACCGAUCUGAAGCCAGAGAAUGUUCUGAUCGAGAUUGGCGACGUCGAGCAGAUUGUGAAAUCUUUUGUGAAGGAGGAAGAGUCUAAGAAGGAAAACAAGGAGGAUUAUCGCAGUGGACGACGACGACGAAGAACCUUGAUCACCGGUAGCCAACCGCUUCCAAGCCCGCUCAAUGCCAGCUUCAGCGGUUGCGACCCUUUCCGCACCCACGCCACGAAUCAAAGCACUCAUGGCAGCCUCGACCAUAUUUUAAAUAAUACAUCAGCUUCACCAAGCACAUCCAAUCUCUCCAUGAAAGAUCGACUGGGGAUUAAAGAUCAGGAGUCGCUGGAGGAUGGAAAGCAGAAGCAGAGGGAAAAGACAACAGACAUUUUGGAACGGGAGGUCUCGGGUAUAUCCCUUGAUAAGAACUCUACACCGAAGACUCCAAAUGACGAAGACAUGGAGAUCUCAGUGAAGAUUGCGGAUCUGGGGAAUGCAUGCUGGGUCGAACAUCACUUCACGGACGACAUCCAGACGAGACAAUACCGCUCGCCGGAGGUUAUACUUGGCGCCAAAUGGGGUGCCAGUACCGACAUAUGGAGUAUGGCGGCAAUGGUAUUCGAACUCAUCACGGGCGACUACCUCUUCGAUCCGCAAUCAGCUGCCAAAUACGAUAAGGAUGACGAUCACAUAGCCCAAAUAAUUGAACUUCUCGGGCCUUUGCCCAAAUCCCUCUGCUUCUCCGGUGAACGGAGUAAGAAUAUCUUUAACCGCAAGGGCCAAUUGCUUAAAAUCCACCGACUCCGCCACUGGGCGCUCCCGGACGUCCUCACAGAGAAAUACCGCUUGUCCCUGGAGGAGAGCAAAGCUCUUUCCGACUUCCUCCUGCCGAUGCUUGAGCUGUUGCCUGAGCGCAGAAAAAAUGCGGGAUGUAUGUCGAACCAUCCGUAUCUGGAUGGUACGAAGGGGAUGGAGAAUGUACAUCUAAAAGACAUCAAUGUCGGGAGUCGUGGGGAGUUCAUAGAAGGCUGGGCACAAGUGGUUAAAAGGAAAAAGCAUAACGUGGUAUGAAAAUAUUAAUUUCAAUAUGGAUGAGUGACAUGACAUGUGAAAAAAGAAAUUAUAGGAACGAAUAUAUAUUGAGCGGCAGGACGGGGGGCGGGAGGAACUAAAUGAUACUGGAGCGGAAAUUUAAAUGAGACAAAAGAGUUGGAAAAAUCUAAUAUGCCAUGAUUCCCCCGCAGCCCGCCCAGCAGCCUUUUAGCGGUUCAUUUGUAUGUGUUACAUAUCUUGUUUCCCUUGGUUCGUUUUUUUGGCCUUGGCCUUGGUCUUAUAUUUAUUUUUCAUUUUCCCAGCCAAGUUUGUUUAUGGAUUGUCGUGGUCUGAUAUUCGCCUCCUUCGCCCCCCUUUUUUUUUUAAUUUUUUCUCACCUGCCCACUUCCUUUUUCACAAAGGUUUUUUGUUUUUGGAAUGAUCGUCGUCCACUUUUGAUUGCUCUACUAUCUCUUUGGUUGCUGGUUGUGGUUGUUAGGUCUCCCCUUUUCCUUCUACGAAUCUUUCGCCACAUCAUACCAUAUUCUGCACAUCAUCUCACAUUUUCCCCCUCCCUUUUCCCCCCUUUUUUCCCAGUCUCAGCAGCCUGUCAUCCGCCAUCCUUUAACCAACUAUUAUAUAGUUGACUUGCUCUCCCCAUCACUCUCUAUUAGUUUCUAUCAUUUAUUACCCCUUGGUUUUAGCUGUUCUGAUUUCAUUUUUUAGAAACAUCUUGAAUCUUCCGAAUUGCAGUAUCAUUUUGAGUGGCUGUCUGUCAUGACAUGACAUGAACACGCUGCCAACUGGCUGACUGGUGGAUGAAAAGGAUUGGUGGAAUGAUUUUGAGUGAUGGAUUUUCAUCGAUUGAUAGAAUGAUAGACGCCAUUUGUUGUUGUGCAUGUACGUAUGUGACUUGUGGAGAGAGUUUAGAGGAUAUCUUUUUGAGGGGAAGAGAGGAGAAAGGGAUGAAGGAAGCAGGGAGCGGAGUAGAGUCUCCUUCCUAUACACACUUAUCUCCAUACGUUUCUUCACACUCCACCCAAUACCUAUUCAUUGCCUAGCCCCCACAACCCAUUUGCCUAAUAUAUAUAUAUAGACAUAUGUCAGUAUGUAGGUAGGUAGGUGGUGGGUAGGAUUAGCGAGAGACUUGAACAUAUGGUUAGGUUUUAUCCUUCUUACUGGCCCAAUCUCUUCGCUUCCUAUAUAUAGUUACCCAUUGUUUUCCUCUUCUUGUCCUCCUUUUUCGCUACCCUCACCAGUUCGGAUUGUAAUUGUGUUCUGACCGACCUUCUGUCCCGCCUCCCCCCCCUGCUGUUCAAGCACCUACUCCUUAGUGUGCUAGGCUGUUCUCUUUAAUGACAGAGCCUUACCAUUUCCAUCUAGGCAUCGUUACAUUUUGGAUAGUUAGCAGGGUGUUGAGGGAGUUUUGUUAGAGAUUAUUUAUACCACUUUAUAAUCACAUUAUCGUAUAUUAGGAGGCCGGAUCUGGUGGAAUUAAUAAUGUGUACUGGUGUAAAUAUAUAUUCAUGCCAUAUUACGUCAUGUCCAAUGAAUGGG